Molecule: messenger RNA, 5439 nt
Organism: Piliocolobus tephrosceles (Ugandan red Colobus)
Lineage: Eukaryota; Metazoa; Chordata; Mammalia; Primates; Cercopithecidae
Gene: HNRNPR
Product: heterogeneous nuclear ribonucleoprotein R
Exons: 11
Coding region: 448-2358 (636 amino acids)
Molecular function (GO): RNA binding
Source: RefSeq, a predicted model, not a curated record
AUCGGCGGCAGACGAAGAAGGAGGAGCUUCGUCCACCCAGGACCCGGUGCCCCCAAGCCUCGCCGCCACCAAGGGCUUCCACCACAGACCCCUUUGUGUGCCUGCCCCCGCCUCGGAGGCGCCCCAGCCAGCGGCGCUGAGCACCCUCAUUGGUUCAACCGACAACUUCAUCGAUUGGCUCUCGAGUCGUCCGGCGUGGUCCGUUUUGCCUCGAUACUAUUGGUCAUCUGAGCUGCCUGUCAAGCCGCCUCGCCAAGCGAUUGCCCCGCAGCUCGGAGUCCCUGGAAGCAGUUCCGGGAAACCCCGCGUGCUGCCGGGAUCGCGUCUCUGUCCAUGAGGGGGGGGAGGGGGUGGCGCGCGCGCCAUUUCUAGUCGUUUUCAAAGCGCCUCGCGCUGAUUCUCACGGGCCCGGCCGCCGGCCCCCGCUCUGCCCUGCAGCAUAAUAAAAUGGCUAAUCAGGUGAAUGGUAAUGCGGUACAGUUAAAAGAAGAGGAAGAACCAAUGGAUACUUCCAGUGUAACUCACACAGAACACUACAAGACACUGAUAGAGGCAGGCCUCCCACAGAAGGUGGCAGAAAGACUUGAUGAAAUAUUUCAGACAGGAUUGGUAGCUUAUGUCGAUCUUGAUGAAAGAGCAAUUGAUGCUCUCAGGGAAUUUAAUGAAGAAGGAGCUCUGUCUGUACUACAGCAGUUUAAGGAAAGUGACUUAUCACAUGUUCAGAACAAAAGUGCAUUUUUAUGUGGAGUUAUGAAGACCUACAGGCAGAGAGAGAAACAGGGGAGCAAGGUGCAAGAGUCCACAAAGGGACCUGAUGAAGCAAAGAUCAAGGCCUUGCUUGAGAGAACUGGUUAUACUCUGGAUGUAACCACAGGACAGAGGAAGUAUGGUGGUCCUCCACCAGACAGUGUGUACUCUGGCGUGCAACCUGGAAUUGGAACAGAGGUGUUUGUAGGCAAAAUACCAAGAGAUUUAUAUGAGGAUGAGUUGGUGCCCCUUUUUGAGAAGGCCGGACCCAUUUGGGAUCUACGUCUUAUGAUGGAUCCACUGUCUGGUCAGAAUAGAGGGUAUGCAUUUAUCACCUUCUGUGGAAAGGAAGCUGCACAGGAAGCCGUGAAACUGUGUGACAGCUAUGAAAUUCGCCCUGGUAAACACCUUGGAGUGUGCAUUUCUGUGGCAAACAACAGACUUUUUGUUGGAUCCAUUCCGAAGAAUAAGACUAAAGAAAACAUUUUGGAAGAAUUCAGUAAAGUCACAGGUUUAACAGAGGGUUUGGUGGACGUUAUUCUCUAUCAUCAACCCGAUGACAAAAAGAAGAAUCGGGGGUUCUGCUUCCUUGAAUAUGAGGAUCACAAGUCAGCAGCACAAGCCAGACGCCGGCUGAUGAGUGGAAAAGUAAAAGUGUGGGGAAAUGUAGUUACAGUUGAAUGGGCUGACCCUGUGGAAGAACCAGAUCCAGAAGUCAUGGCUAAGGUAAAAGUUUUGUUUGUGAGAAACUUGGCUACUACAGUGACAGAAGAAAUAUUGGAAAAGUCAUUUUCUGAAUUUGGAAAACUCGAAAGAGUAAAGAAGUUGAAAGAUUAUGCAUUUGUUCAUUUUGAAGACAGAGGAGCAGCUGUUAAGGCUAUGGAUGAAAUGAAUGGCAAAGAAAUAGAAGGGGAAGAAAUUGAAAUAGUCUUAGCCAAGCCACCAGACAAGAAAAGGAAAGAGCGCCAAGCUGCUAGACAGGCCUCCAGAAGUACUGCGUAUGAAGAUUAUUACUACCACCCUCCUCCUCGCAUGCCACCUCCAAUUAGAGGUCGGGGUCGUGGUGGGGGGAGAGGUGGAUACGGCUACCCUCCAGAUUACUAUGGCUAUGAAGAUUACUAUGAUGAUUACUAUGGUUAUGAUUAUCACGACUAUCGUGGAGGCUAUGAAGAUCCCUACUACGGCUAUGAUGAUGGCUAUGCAGUAAGAGGAAGAGGAGGAGGAAGGGGAGGGCGAGGUGCUCCACCACCACCAAGGGGGAGGGGAGCACCACCUCCAAGAGGUAGAGCUGGCUAUUCACAGAGGGGGGCACCUUUGGGACCACCAAGAGGCUCUAGGGGUGGCAGAGGGGGUCCUGCUCAACAGCAGAGAGGCCGUGGUUCCCGUGGAUCUCGGGGCAAUCGUGGGGGCAAUGUAGGAGGCAAGAGAAAGGCAGAUGGGUACAACCAACCUGAUUCCAAGCGUCGUCAGACCAACAACCAACAGAACUGGGGUUCCCAACCCAUCGCUCAGCAGCCGCUUCAGCAAGGUGGUGACUAUUCUGGUAACUAUGGUUACAAUAAUGACAACCAGGAAUUUUAUCAGGAUACUUAUGGGCAACAGUGGAAGUAGACAAGUAAGGGCUUGAAAAUGAUACUGGCAAGAUACGAUUGGCUCUAGAUCUACAUUCUUCAAAAAAAAAAAUUGGCUUAACUGUUUCAUCUUUAAGUAGCAUUUUGCUGCCAUUUGUAUUGGGCUGAAGAAAUCACUAUUGUGUAUAUACUCAAGUCUUUUUAUUUUUCCUCUUUUCAUAAAUGCUCUUGGACAUUAUUGGGCUUGCAGAGUUCCCUUAUUCUGGGGAUUACAAUGCUUUUAUCGUUUCAGGCUUCAUUUUAGCUUCAAAACAAGCUGGGCACACUGUUAAAUCAUGAUUUUGCAGAACCUUUGGUUUUGGACAGUUUCAUUUUUUUGGAUUUGGGAUAGAUUACAUAGGAGUAUGGAGUAUGCUGUAAAUAAAAAUACAAGCUAGUGCUUUGUCUUAGUAGUUUUAAGAAAUUAAAGCAAACAAAUUUAAGUUUUCUUGUAUUGAAAAUAACCUAUGAUUGUAUGUUUUGCAUUCCUAGAAGUAGGUUAACUGUGUUUUUAAAUUGUUAUAACUUCACACCUUUUUGAAAUCUGCCCUACAAAAUUUGUUUGGCUUAAACGUCAAAAGCCGUGACAAUUUGUUCUUUGAUGUGAUUGUAUUUCCAAUUUCUUGUUCAUGUAAGAUUUCAAUAAAACUAAAAAAUCUAUUCAAAACAUUACCUAUUUCAAAUUCAAUUGUGUCCUAAAACAUUAUUUUAUUCGUAAUCCUUGCAAGGAAUAUUGUUUUCAAAGUAUAACUGCCUAUGUGAGUGAUCAAAUUCAUGCAAAAUUUCUUGUCUAUUCCAACAUGUAUUGUGGAUAUUAGACUGAGGAUUAGUCUAAAUUCAAGUAUUUAUUCCAAUUAGCACUUCAUUGAUUGGUGUUCUCUCAUAGUCUCUUCUAAUUUUGAAAUUUUAUCUUUUAUUUAAAAAAAAAACAGGUUCAUAGACUUUUGAGCAUUCUUGCAGGCAUUGGAUAAUUUGCGUUAAAACAAAUAAAAUGUGGCUGGGAAAGCAGACUGCAAUCUAUUUUGACCCACAUUCUUUAUAAGGGAUAAUUUGUGACUGAAGACCUUAUUUGCUGGAUAAGUGAAUGUACAACAUACAGGGAAAACUGUUAGUACUGUGGCGUCAAUUGCACUGCGGACUUUAGUUUUAGUAAAUUGUGAUUGUGACUACCAUUUCAGUUACUGGUUUAGGAAUAUAAUUUCCUAUUACUAUGUAAAUUUGCUUUGAGAAACAUUCAUGCCUUGUAAGAGAGGCUUAAAAAUAUCCAGUAGUAAUACCUCUGACUUUCUGUUAACACCUCGUUUAUUUUUAUUUAUCUGCUAUCCCUGAUGCCUAUAUUUUUUGUUGGCCAAGACAUAACAUCUAUUUCCCUAUUUCCUUGAGAAAUUCUGAUUUAUUCUAAUGACUUUUUGCUUGAGAAUGAGAGGAACAAAAUAAUCUAAGCUUUAUGGUACAGAAAAGUCUGAAUCACUUUCAAAUUACUAUUAAGUUUUCCCCUCCAUCUUAUUCUUACGUGGUUCUCAAAUGUUUUUAUAAUGAUAAAAAUAUCAGAAGCCAUUGGGGAAUAAUUAAAAUGGAUACACCAUUAUUCUGUGUUUUGUUCCUGUUUGGUGUCUUUGUGAUAGGAAUAUUAGAUUUCAAAAUCAUAAGCCGCUUAAUUCCGUGUAAUCUUGGUUAGAUCAUACUGGGUUUCAUGGCUUCUUUUCGUUCAAAUAAGAUUAAUAUUUACUGAUGAAAGUCAAUAUGUUUCAUUUCUUUUUCAAAGUACACUCAUUACGCAGUAUAGUCAUUUAACAGACCUUAUUGAUAUUUUAGUUUUUUGGAAACUGAUAAAGGAAUUAUGGUCUGUUGUUGUAUGAUAGUUUUGAGUUAACAUGGGUAUUUCUUUGGUAAGACAGAUCCAGUUGUUUUUCUUAUGCCCAUGUAUGUAAGUAAAGACACCAAACAUUCUUUAAAUGCUGCUUUUAAACUUUGAAAAUACAAUUUGAAGUUGUAACUAUACAUCUAAUUAGACUUAAGUAAAACCCUGAUUUUUUUCUUGGAAAGAACAAAAUCUACAAAUAAAAUUUGAGUUGUUUGUAUUUCUUAAUUAGGUGUUACAAGCUACAAAGUUGUCAUAAAGAAUAUUAAGAAUGGGGAUAGAAAUGAUUCUGAGAAAGCAUAAACCCUCGCAAAAACAUAAGAUUAAAACUUGGGUUCCAUGUCAAAAUCCUUUCCUUUAAUUACAAAUUAUAUUUUGAAUUUUAAAGUGGCCACCUCCUCCUCUGUCCUUUUCUCUAAUUAAAAAUAUAUUUGCAGAGGUACCCUUUAAUUUUUGGUUUAGAGGUUUUGUGGCUAUUUAAAAUUGUAAAACAUAAUCCUGUAAACAUUAAAAUUCAAGAGCUUUUCUUCUUCCAUGUCUUAUAAACUGUAGCAGCAUUCAGAGAAAAUAGAUUCAGAGCUCAACUUUUCACAUAAAUAAAUCUGACAGUGUAAUAUAUAAACCUGAAAAAUGUCAAUUGAGGGAGGUCUUUAUUCUAGAUUGGCAUUUUUAAAAAAAAUAGGUACAAAUUAUGAGUUCUAAGGAACUCGGUUUCCUGCUCUCCUGUCUUUCCAUCUUUUUUGUUCCCCAAGCUAAUUGAUUUGGCUUUAUUUAUGAGCCUGUUACAGUAAAGUGUGUGUUGGGAAAUAUAUUGAGGUGUAGAACUAUUCUUUGUAGGUACCCUUGUGAGACUGAUACAGAUAUGCUCCUCCCCAUAAUGGAAUACUAAUUUUUAUUUGAUCACUCAUUUAUAGCAGUUGCUUAAAUGUAUGUAUUUAUAUGAAGGUAUUUUAAUUUUUAAGAGCAAAAAAGUUCUAAUAAGUUUCCAGAUUUCUAAUAAAUCCAGGUUUAUUUGGUGAAAAGAUAAGGAAAAUGAGUUAUGAUUCUAUAGUUUUUUUUAAAAUGAAUUCAGCAUAAUUGUUUUUCAGGUUUUUUUAGUUACUGGGGUUAUUCUGCAUAAGAAAGCCCAAUGCUUUCUGAUAGUAGGAGAUAAUUUUUCUCUCUUUUGACUUUGAAAUCUGACUUAGGAGAUGAAUUCUUUUUAAACAGGUCAGCAUGCAA